AUGCUUUUCGAGCGCCAUCCGUCAACUUCAAUCCAUCCCAAGGCGUGCGGCAUCAAUCAGCGUACCACUGAGAUCUUUCGUGUCAUGGGAGUGGAGGAAGACGUGUACGCAAUUUCAGCACCAGCCGAGAUAGCUGGACGAACAGCGUGGUACACGUCGCUUGGAGAAGGGGGGAAAGAAGUAUUCUCCAGAGAUGCGUGGGGAGGCGGCCAGUACGAAGCAGAGUAUGCCCAGCACAGUCCGUCGAAAUACUGCAUUCUGCCGCAAAUGAGAUUGGAACCGAUCUUGAAGCGACGCGCCGCGGAGCUGAAUCCUCAUCAAAUUUUCUACGGGCAUGAGGUGUUGACGACUGAGGAUCAUGGCGAUUUCGCGGAAGUUGCUGUAAAGAACCGCCACACGGGUGACGUCUGCCGACACAGAGGGAUGUAUGUGAUUGUCGCGGACGGCGGUCGUAUGUUUACCAAAAAGCUGGGAGUCGAGUGGAGCGGCGAGGCCGAUCUCUUGACCAUGAUGAGCGCACAUAUUCGCUCUCCGAUCAGAAAUCUGCAUCCCGAUAAUCGCAACUUCAUAACGUGGUUCACGAACCCAGCAAUGGGUGGCAGCACGCUCACCGGCUAUCUUUACCAGUUGGGACCUUGGCCAGAAGCGAUGAGCAAUCCAGAAAAAGAGGAGUGGAUGUUUGUUUGCGCCCAGGCGGCAGAUGACCCAACAAAGUUCGAUGCGGAGACGGCACUGGCUCGAGCGAGGAAGACCAUCGGCAUACCGGACCUUGACAUUGAGCUGAUUUCCCUCAGCGAGUGGACCGUGAAUGCUCUUUACGCAUCGCAAUGGCGUGUUGGACGCUAUUUCCUGGUAGGCGACAGUGCUCAUCGCAUUCCGCCAUGGGGCGCCCUAGGAAUGAACUCUGGCAUACAAGACGCAAAUAAUCUCGUUUGGAAACUUUCCAUGGCCAUCAAGAAGUCAGGCAAGCAGUAUGAUGGUCUCCUCGACACGUACGACGAGGAGCGCUCCGAGGUCGGGAAACGAGUCGGACAGACCAGCCUCGACAACAUGCGCUCUCACGCAGGUCAGAUUGAUCUUGUCAUGGGCGUCAGCGCGUCGCAGAGCAAAGCCGAGAACCUCGCAGCAGGUGCAGCAUUCUUCGACAAAGGACACCCUGACUACGCAGAGAAGCAGCGACGCAUGCAAUUGGCAUCACAAGCGCUUGAUACUGAGUUUAAGGCACCAGGAUACGAAGUAGGCUGGUUCUACCCGAGCGCAGACAUCAACUGUGAAGGUGGAGCGACGCAUGGAGGACAACAGCUGGCGGACGGUAGGCUGGUACAUGACACGUACUACAUUUCGACCAUUCCAGGGCAUCAUCUCCCCCACGCGUGGGUGACACGCGACGACAGCACAGUGGCGUUGCUUGAUCUCCUCGACCUAGACGUACUGACCCUAUUUACGGAGAAUACACUGGAAGAGAGGAUUGACGACGACAGAAUACACGUGGUGGUCGUUGGACAAGAUGGAUGGCAAGACACGACCGGGCAGUGGAAGAGGUACCGCGGUGUAGACGGGUCUGGCGGUGUGCUUGUGAGGCCCGACGGGAUUGUCGCUUGGCGAGGAUCAUUGGCGCAGGCCAAAGUCGAAGACUGGACGCGGCUUGUUGACAGGAUCUUGAAAGUUGUCUAG
Messenger RNA from Colletotrichum orchidophilum, 1674 nucleotides. RefSeq lists its product as uncharacterized. The record is from RefSeq and is a predicted model, not a curated record. Bases 1 to 1674 code for a protein of 557 amino acids. The transcript is spliced from 2 exons. Gene Ontology annotation, molecular function: FAD binding. Lineage: Eukaryota; Fungi; Ascomycota; Sordariomycetes; Glomerellales; Glomerellaceae.